AGCAUAUUCAUAACCGCAGUUCGCUUAUCUUGUAGAUUCAAAUCACAAUCACAACCGAUCAUAUCAACCGUCAAAAUGUCUGCUUCCGAGCCCACCGAGCCCAAGGUCGAGGAGACCAAGGUUGAGGAGACCAAGCCUGAGGAGACCAAGCCUGAGGAGACCAAGCCCGCUGAGGCUGAGAAGCCUGUUACAUCCUCCUCCAUGUUCUCCAUGUUCGGCGGCGGUGCCAAGAAGGAGAAGAAGGACGACGAGGAGCGCGGUGAUAACUCCGGUAGCGCUAAGGCUCAGCGAGAGGCCGCUGAGGCUGCCAAGGGUGAUGAGGAGGAUGCCCCCGAGUCCGAGGACGUUCACUUCGAGCCUGUCAUCAAGCUGACCGAGAAGGUUGAUACCAAGACCAACGAGGAGGCUGAGGAGCAGACUUUCAAGAUGCGCGCCAAGCUUUUCAAGUUCGUCAAGGAGAGCAGCGAGUGGAAGGAGCGUGGUACUGGUGACGUCCGUCUGCUCAAGCACAAGGAGAACGGCAAGACCCGACUGGUCAUGCGACGCGACAAGACCCUCAAGGUCUGCGCCAACCACUACAUUGUCCCCGAGAUGAAGCUUUCCCCCAACGUUGGCUCUGACCGCAGCUGGGUGUGGAACGCCGCUGCCGAUGUCAGCGAGGGUGAGCCCGAGGCUGUUACCCUGGCCAUUCGAUUCGCCAACGCUGAGAACGCCAACAACUUCAAGGAUUCUUUCAUGAAGGCCCAGAAGGAGAACGAGGAGAUCUUCAACAAGGCUCAGGAGGCCGAAGCUCCCCCCUCCUAAGCAGCCCGCACUUUAGAAUCCUCCCCGACCCCCCUGCCCUUUCGGAGUUCGAUCUGGAUAUUUUCAAGGAUUCACACUCGUUCGUAGUCCUGCGAUGUCUAGAGAAGUCUUACUCCAACACCCCAACAACGCAUGUCACAAUCACGCAUGCAUCUCACAUUGCUGCGAUGCUUGAUUCAUCACACGCACACGCACCACACCACACCACACCACACCACAACCCCGCCACAACACUAUAUCCCCCAAGUCUGGUUUUAAGAUGGAUAGAUAGAGAUUCAAAAGGACAGAGAGGUUUCUUGAGGUGAGCUGUUCGAGUUUAGCCUCAAGGCGGAUCAGUGAAUGGAUGGAUGGACGGAUGGAUAGUUAGUAUCAUAGGAACAUCAGAUCACACAGCACCCUCUGUAGAAGAAGUAA
This is a messenger RNA of Fusarium graminearum PH-1, 1218 nucleotides long. RefSeq lists its product as uncharacterized. Lineage: Eukaryota; Fungi; Ascomycota; Sordariomycetes; Hypocreales; Nectriaceae. The record is from RefSeq and is a predicted model, not a curated record. Gene Ontology annotation, cellular component: nuclear pore; cytoplasm. Gene Ontology annotation, molecular function: GTPase activator activity. The transcript has 4 exons. Gene Ontology annotation, biological process: nucleocytoplasmic transport. Bases 76 to 804 code for a protein of 242 amino acids.